GGAAGGAAGAAGAGAGAAGUGGCCUCCUAGGGUCUUUUCCUAGGUGGCAUUAGUGUCCUAUUUCUCCUCAGGGAAUGGAGGAUCUGUUCCCAGAAGAUGGUUGGAUAGGCAGCAGGAAUACACAUGUGCAGUGUCUCAGGGUGGGCCCCAGCACUGCAGCAGUCAAGCGGCCUCUCUUCCCCAGGUACCUGGCCAGUGGUUCCGGAGACACCACCGUGCGCUUCUGGGAUCUCAGCACUGAGACACCGCAUUUCACAUGCAAAGGACACCGGCACUGGGUCCUUAGCAUAUCCUGGUCCCCAGAUGGCAAAAAACUGGCCUCGGGCUGCAAGAAUGGCCAGAUUCUCCUGUGGGACCCAAGCACAGGGAUGCAGGUGGGCCGGACCCUCACUGGCCACAGCAAGUGGAUCACAGGCCUGAGCUGGGAGCCCCUUCACAUGAACCCCGAGUGCCGCUAUGUGGCCAGCAGCUCCAAAGAUGGCAGUGUACGAGUCUGGGAUACAACUGCAGGCCGCUGUGAACAAAUCCUCACCGGGCACACACAGUCAGUCACCUGCCUCCGGUGGGGAGGAGAUGGGCUUCUAUAUUCUGCUUCCCAGGACCGCACCAUCAAAGUCUGGCGGGCCCAUGAUGGUGUGCUGUGUCGUACUCUUCAAGGUCAUGGCCACUGGGUGAACACCAUGGCACUUAGCACAGACUAUGCCCUGCGCACAGGGGCCUUUGAACCUGCCGAUGCCACAGUGAAUGCCCAAGACCUGCAGGGGUCCUUGAAGGAGCUGAAGGAGAGGGCUUCCAGCCGCUACAACCUUGUGCGGGGCCAAGGCCCAGAGAGGCUGGUCUCUGGCUCAGACGACUUCACCUUAUUCCUGUGGUCCCCAGCAGAGGACAAGAAGCCCCUCGCCCGGAUGACAGGACACCAGGCCCUCAUCAACCAAGUGCUCUUCUCUCCUGACUCGCGAAUCGUGGCCAGUGCCUCCUUCGACAAGUCUAUCAAGCUGUGGGAUGGCAGGACGGGCAA
Molecule: messenger RNA, 1018 nt
Organism: Grammomys surdaster
Lineage: Eukaryota; Metazoa; Chordata; Mammalia; Rodentia; Muridae
Product: notchless protein homolog 1-like
Exons: 7
Biological process (GO): Notch signaling pathway; ribosomal large subunit assembly
Cellular component (GO): nucleolus
Molecular function (GO): protein binding
Source: RefSeq, a predicted model, not a curated record